UGGCUCGCUCGCUCCCUCAUGCCAUGCUGGGCCAGCGCGGCUCCGCCAGCCCUGUGUUUACCCAUAUCCGGGUUAGGGAGGAAAGGAGGAGAAAAAAAAAAAAAAAAAGUUUCAUUUAAACCUGAACAAAAAACUUUCAACAUGAAAUCACACAGCAGGAACAGGCGCGGACCGUAAGGCGUUCUUACCAUUUCUAAUCUCAAUCACGGACUCGGGGAGGGAAAUUUCUAAUUUGGUGCGUGCGGAGCGGUCCGCAGGGGAUACUCUUGGCUCAGUCAAGUCCCUUCCCCGGCCGCUUCUCUUUCUGCCCCGCUCCUCUCCCUCCCCCACCCCUGCUCGCCCCCCUUUUUUGAGGGUGAGGGCUGAUUUUUUUUUUCCAAUUUUUUUUUUUUUUGUGGUAGUUAACUAUUAUCAGCACUAAUUUCUCCGGACUCGCAAUGUUGCGAUGAUCAUGGCCGCACAAGUCGCAGCGGCUCCGGCGGGUGCGAACAACAGCAAGGGCAAAGCCCCGAGCCUGCCGGGCGGCCUGGGCCCGGAGCGGGGCCCGGGGGGGGCCGCCGCCGCCGCCGCCGCGGGGGCUCCCGGGCCGGGCCCCGCGCUGGGGGUCGGCGAGGGGAGCCCGGCCGGCGGCAGCAGCAGCAGCGGCAGCGUGAAUAAUGUAGAUCACCAUCUCCUCCACCACCACAGCGAGCCGCUGAACAUGGCCAAUAACGCGGCUCCCGCCGCUGCCGCCGGUAACAACAACAACGCCAGCGGCGGCGGCGGCGGCUCCUCCUCGGAGCCGGCUCUGAAGGAAGGUGGAAGCUCCUCGGCGUUAUCUUCAUCUUCUUCGUCUUCUUCCUCCUCCUCCUCCUCCUCCUCCUCCUCCUCCAACCCGGGCUCGGCCAUGGAGACGGGGCUGCUCCCCAACCACAAGCUGAAGAGCGUCGGAGGCGAUCACCCCGCCGCGCCGCCCCACCACCACCAUGCCCACCACCCGCAUCACCAUGCCCACCACCACCAUGCCCACCACCCGCACCACCACCACCAUGCACUACAGCAGCAGCUAAAUCAAUUCCCGCCGCCGCCGCCGCAGCAGCCGCCGCCUCAGCACCAUCCCGUGCAGAAUAACAACAGCAGCCUCGGCGGCGGCGGCGGCGGCAGCGGCAGCAACAACAACGGCGGUGGCGGUGGCGGCGCUGCUCAGCCCAGUGCAGACAUGGAGCAGCAGCAACAUGGAGGAAAAGACAGUGUUUUGGGCGCUCAGGCCGAGCCCCCCCAGCAGCCGCAGCAAAUGCUGAAUAAAGGCGCCGACGAGGAGGAGAUGCCCGGCAAGAUGGGCGAGCCCAUCGGCGGCCGCUACGAUCACCCCGGCUUGGGACCCCUGGGCGGACAGCAGCAGCCCCAGCAGCCGCCCCCGAGCGCUGGGAGCGGCGGCGGCGGCGGCCUCGGCGGCGGCGGGAGCGGGGGAGGCGGCGGCGGCCCCUCCGCGGUGGGUGUCUCGGAGUUCAAUAGCUAUUAUGGCAACGCUGCCCCUGCCCCUGCCAGCAGCGCUACGGCGAGCCGCGCCGGGCCUUGCUUUGAUCAACAUGGCGGACAACAAAGCCCCGGGAUGGGGAUAAUGCACCCCACGGCGGCCCCCAACAGCAUGGACCCCCUGCAAAACUCCCACGAAGGUUACCCCAACAGCCAGUACAACCACUACCCGGGCUACGGCCGCGGCCCCGGCGGCGGCGGCGGCGGCGCGGGCGGCGGCGGCGCGGGAGCCGUGGCGGCGGCGGCGGCGGCGGCGGCCGCCGGGGCAGGCGGCGGCGGCGGCUACGGGGGCUCCGCGGCGGGCUACGGGGUGCUGAGCUCCCCGCGGCAGCCGGGCGGCGGCAUGAUGAUGGGCCCCGGCGGCGGGGCCGGCCUCGGCAAGGCUGCUGCCGGCGCGGCGGCGGCAGCGGCCGGCGGCUUCGCGCGGUUCUCCGGGCAGAACCAGCACCCGUCCGGGGCCACCCCUACCUUGAACCAGCUGCUCACGUCCCCCAGCCCCAUGAUGCGGAGCUACGGCAGCAGCUACCCCGACUACAGCAGCCCCAGCGCCCCGCCGCCGCCGCCGCAGCCCCAGCCCCAGGCAGCGGCGGCCGCCCCGGGAAGCCAGCAGGCAGCGGCGGGCAUGGGCAUGGGCAAGGACAUGGGCGCCCAGUACGGAGCGGCGAACCCGGCCUGGGCAGCGGCGCAACAAAGGAACCACCCGGCGAUGAGCCCUGGCAACACCGGGCAGGCCAUCAGCCGGACCCAGGGCAGUCCAAUGGAUCCAAUGGUCAUGAAGAGACCUCAGUUGUACGGCAUGGGCAAUAACCCUCACUCUCAGACGCAGCAGAGCAGCCCCUACCCCGGGCAGUCUUACGGCCCUCCUGGCCCUCAGCGCUAUCCCGUGGGAAUGCAGGGCCGAGCCCCGGCGGCCAUGGGAGGAAUGCAGUAUCCACAGCAACAGAUACCGCCUCAGUAUGGUCAGCAAGGUGUAAGUGGCUACUGCCAGCAGGGCCAGCAGCCGUACUACAACCAGCAGCCGCAGCCUCAGCACCUGCCACCCCAGGCACAAUAUCUGUCGCAGGCCCAGCAGAGGUACCAGGCUCAGCAGGACAUGUCUCAGGAAGGCUACGGAACCAGAUCUCAACCCCCGAUGGCCCCAGGAAAGCCUAACCACGAAGACUUGAAUCUAAUCCAGCAAGAAAGACCAUCGAGCUUACCAGUCGAAGUCUUGGCCUCCGAGGAUGCUACAUUUGGACACAAGGAUUUAUCUGGAUCCAUUGACGACUUGCCGACUGGAACCGAAGCAACCCUGAGCUCAGCCGUUAGUGCGUCAGGCUCUACGAGCAGCCAAGGGGAGCAGAGCAACCCUGCACAGUCUCCGUUCUCCCCUCAUGCUUCUCCACAUCUCUCUGGCAUCCCCGGGGGCCCAUCGCCUUCCCCUGUAGGCUCUCCUGUUGGAAGCAACCAGUCAAGAUCUGGUCCCAUUUCUCCAGCAAGUAUUCCAGGCAGUCAGAUGCCACCGCAGCCUCCUGGCAGCCAGUCAGAAUCCAGCUCCCACCCUGCCUUGAGCCAGUCACCAAUGCCACAGGACCGAGGUUUUAUGGCAGGCAUACAAAGGAACCCCCAAAUGUCACAGUAUGGACCUCAGCAAACUGGACCUUCCAUGUCACCACACCCCUCACCUGGAGGCCAGGUGCAUCCUGGAAUCGGUAGCUUUCAGCAGAGUAAUUCAAGUGGUACUUAUGGGCCUCAGAUGAGCCAGUAUGGACCACAAGGAAACUACUCCAGACCACCGACAUACAGCGGCGUGCCCAACACAAGUUACAGUGGCCCAGGACCUGGCAUGGGUCUAAAUGCCAACAGUCAGAUGCAUGGACAGGGGCCAAGCCAGCCUUGCGGUACCAUGCCCCUGGGACGGAUGCCAUCAGCUGGGAUGCAGAGCAGACCAUUUCCUGGAAACAUGAGCAGUAUGACCCCCAAUUCUCCUGGCAUGUCUCAGCAGGGAGGCCCAGGGAUGGGCCCACCCAUGCCAACUGUGAAUCGUAAGGCACAGGAGGCGGCUGCUGCAGUGAUGCAGGCUGCUGCAAACUCCGCUCAGAGCAGGCAAGGCAAUUUUCCUGCCAUGAAUCAGAGUGGUAUUAUGGGAUCCAGCUCCCCCUAUACUCAGCCGAUGAACAACAGCUCUGGCUUGAUGAACCCGCAGGCUCCUCCUUACAGCAUGGCACCUAACAUGGUGAACAGUUCAACAGGUAAUGCACCUAUGGGUCUUGCAGAUAUGAUGACACCCGGUGAGUCCAAACUACCCCUUCCUCUCAAAGCAGAUGGCAAAGAAGAAGGACCCCCUCAACCCGAGAGCAAGUCAAAGGAUAGCUACAGCUCUCAGGGUAUUUCUCAGCCCCCAACCCCAGGCAACCUGCCAGUCCCUUCCCCAAUGUCCCCAAGCUCUGCUAGCAUCUCCUCAUUUCAUGGAGAUGAAAGUGAUAGCAUUAGCAGCCCAGGCUGGCCAAAGACUCCAUCAAGCCCUAAAUCAAGUUCCUCUACCACAACUGGAGAGAAGAUCACAAAAGUCUAUGAACUAGGAAACGAGCCGGAGCGCAAGAUGUGGGUGGAUCGGUACCUCACGUUCAUGGAGGAGAGGGGCACGCCCGUGGCCAGUCUGCCAGCCGUGGGCAAGAAGCCCCUGGACCUGUUCAGGCUCUAUGUCUGCGUCAAAGAGAUUGGAGGUUUAGCACAGGUUAAUAAAAACAAGAAGUGGCGUGAGCUGGCAACCACCUUGAACGUUGGCACUUCAAGCAGCGCAGCCAGCUCCCUGAAAAAACAAUACAUUCAGUACCUGUUUGCCUUCGAGUGCAAGAUUGAGCGAGGGGAGGAGCCCCCUCCAGAAGUCUUCAGCACUGGAGAUACUAAGAAACAACCUAAGAUUCAGCCGCCAUCUCCUGCUAAUUCUGGUUCCUUGCAAGGCCCACAGACUCCACAGUCUACUGGUAGUAAUUCCAUGACAGAAGUGCCAGGCGAUUUGAAGCCCCCAACACCAGCAUCAACACCUCAUGGACAGAUGACACCUAUGCAGGGUGGCAGAAACAGCGCAGUUAGUGUGCAUGAUCCCUUUUCUGAUGUAAGUGAUUCAGCAUUCCCGAAGCGAAACUCCAUGACGCCAAAUGCACCAUACCAGCAGGGAAUAAACAUGCCAGAUAUGAUGGGAAGGAUGCCAUAUGAGCCGAACAAAGAUCCUUUCGGUGGAAUGAGAAAAGUGCCUGGAAGCAAUGAGCCUUUCAUGACCCCUGGACAAAUGCCUAACAGUGGAAUACAAGAUAUGUAUAACCAGAGUCCAUCUGGAGCAAUGUCCAACAUGAGCAUGAGCCAGCGACAGCAGUUCUCUUAUGGAAGUGGCUAUGACAGGAGGUCGGAUCAUGGGCUGGGUCCUGAAGGCAGUAUGGGACCACCUGGUCAAAGCAACAUGGUGCCUUCAAACAGUGACCCAAGCAUGUACUCUCCUAAUCGUUACCCUGGCCAGCAAAGGCAUGAACCAUAUGGGCAGCAGUAUCCAGGACAAGGACCUCCCUCAGGACAGCCACCAUAUGGAGGACAUCAACCUGGAAUGUAUCCACAGCAGCAGAACUACAAGCGACACAUGGAUGGCAUGUAUGGGCCUCCCGCCAAACGCCAUGAAGGGGAUAUGUACAACAUGCAGUAUGGCAACCAGCAACAGGAAAUGUAUAACCAGUACAGCAACGCUUACACGGGGCCUGACAGGAGGCCCAUGCAAGGACAGUAUCCGUAUCCAUAUAACAGGGAGAGGAUGCAGGGCCCAGGACAAAUGCAGCAGCAUGGAAUACCUCCCCAGAUGAUUGGUGGCCCCAUGCAGUCAUCAUCCUCCAGCGAAGGUCCUCAGCAGAACAUGUGGCCAACACGAAAUGAUAUGCCUUACCCUUACCAGAAUAGGCAAGGUCCAGGAGGCCCUGCACAGGCCCCACCGUAUCCAGGGAUGAAUCGCACUGAUGAUAUGAUGGUACCUGACCAGAGGAUAAACCACGAGAGUCAGUGGCCUUCUCACGUCAACCAACGUCAGCCUUCUUAUAUGUCAUCCUCAGCCUCCAUGCAGCCUAUCACUAGACCUCCUCAGUCAUCUUACCAGACGCCACCCUCUAUGCCAAACCACAUCUCUAGAGCUCCAAGUCCAGCAUCCUUCCAGCGCUCUUUAGAAAACCGUAUGUCUCCAAGCAAGUCUCCUUUCCUGCCCUCCAUGAAGAUGCAAAAAGUUAUACCCACAGUUCCAGUGUCACAGGUCACAGGACCUCCACCCCAACCACCACCGAUUAGGCGAGAAAUUACCUUCCCCCCGGGCUCUGUAGAAGCAUCCCAACCAGUCUUAAAACCAAGACGAAAGAUUACCUCAAAAGAUAUUGUAACUCCUGAGGCCUGGAGAGUGAUGAUGUCUCUUAAAUCUGGUCUUUUGGCUGAAAGUACCUGGGCGCUAGACACUAUUAAUAUUCUUCUGUAUGAUGACAGCACUGUUGCUACUUUCAACCUCUCUCAGUUGUCUGGAUUUCUUGAGCUUUUAGUAGAAUAUUUUAGAAAAUGCCUGAUUGACAUUUUUGGAAUCCUUAUGGAGUACGAAGUGGGAGAUCCAGGCCACAAAGCACUUGAUCACAAAGCAGCCAAGAAGGAUGAUAGCCAGUCCUUGGCAGAGGAUACCGGAAAAGAGGAGAACGACGAAUGUAUUGACUAUUUUGAUGAAGAUGAGGAGGAGGGGGAGGAUGAAAAGGUAGAAGGAGAAGAAAAGAGCAUUGUUUUUUCCACUCCUGGUGCCAUUGCUGAUCCAAGUGAGAGGCCAAAACAAGCCAGUAAAUUUGACAAGCUGCCAAUAAAGAUUGUAAAGAAAAAUAAUCUAUUUGUUGUUGACCGAUCUGACAAACUUGGACGCGUUCAGGAAUUUGAUAGUGGACUUCUCCACUGGCAGCUUGGCGGUGGUGACACAACCGAGCAUAUCCAGACUCACUUUGAAAGCAAGAUGGAGAUUCCUCCGCGCAGGAAAGCCCCUCCUCCCUCGAACUCUCCAAGCAAAAAGAAGGACCUCGAGGGGAAAGGUGAAUCUGAGGAACAAACAGAAAAAAGUAUAACAGCAACCAUUGAUGAUGUCCUCUCAGCUCGGCCAGGAGCAUUGCCUGAAGACUCAAACUCUGGUUCCCAACCAGAGAGCAGUAAAUUUCCCUUUGGGAUCCAUCAAGCCAAAAGCCACCGGAAUAUUAAACUGCUAGAGGAUGAGCCAAGGAGCCGGGAUGAGACUCCUCUAUGCACCAUAACUCACUGGCAAGACUCCUUGGCCAAACGCUGCAUCUGUGUGUCAAAUAUCGUCCGUAGCUUGUCCUUUGUGCCUGGCAAUGACACCGAAAUGUCCAAACAUCCAGGCUUGGUGCUGAUCCUGGGAAAGUUGAUCCUUCUUCACCAUGAGCAUCCAGAAAGAAAGCGAGCGCCGCAGACUUACGAGAAGGAGGAAGAGGAGGACAAAGGGGUGGCCUGCAGCAAGGAUGAGUGGUGGUGGGACUGCCUCGAGGUCUUGAGGGAUAAUACAUUGGUCACAUUAGCCAACAUUUCUGGGCAGCUAGACUUGUCUGCUUACACAGAAAGCAUCUGUUUGCCAAUUUUGGAUGGCUUGCUGCACUGGAUGGUGUGCCCGUCGGCGGAGGCACAGGAUCCUUUUCCAACCGUGGGGCCCAACUCAGUUCUUUCGCCUCAGAGACUUGUGCUGGAGACCCUGUGUAAGCUCAGUAUCCAGGACAAUAAUGUGGACCUUAUCUUGGCCACCCCCCCAUUCAGUCGUCAGGAGAAACUCUAUGCUACUUUAGUUAGGUACGUUGGGGACCGCAAAAACCCGGUCUGCCGAGAAAUGUCCAUGGCGCUUUUAUCGAACCUUGCCCAGGGGGACACAUUAGCAGCAAGGGCAAUAGCUGUGCAGAAGGGAAGCAUCGGAAACUUGAUAAGCUUCCUGGAGGAUGGGGUCACUAUGGCCCAGUACCAGCAGAGCCAGCAUAACCUCAUGCACAUGCAGCCUCCACCUCUGGAGCCACCUAGCGUAGACAUGAUGUGCAGGGCAGCCAAGGCCUUGCUGGCCAUGGCUAGGGUGGACGAGAACCGCUCAGAGUUCCUUUUGCACGAGGGUCGUUUGCUGGAUAUCUCAAUAUCUGCUGUCCUGAACUCUCUGGUUGCAUCUGUCAUCUGUGAUGUACUUUUUCAGAUCGGGCAGUUAUGACAUAAGUGAGAAGCCAAGCAUGUGUGAGUGGAGAUUAGAGGGUCACAUAUAACUGGCUGUUUUCUGUUCUUGUUUAUCCAACGUAGGAAGAAGGAAAAAAAAAAAAAAAAAAAAAGAAUCUUUGCUCCUCUGCCCCAUUCACUAUUUACCAAUUGGGAAUUAAAGAAAUUAUUAAUUUGAACAGUUAUGAAAUUAAUAUUUGCUGUCUAUGUGUAUAAGUACAUCUUUUUAUUUUAUUUUUUUUAACCAAAGUUGCUGUCUAGUACAUUCAAAGGUCACACUUUUUUUUUUCCAUAGAUUAUCCUUUUCAAUGUUCUUUUCCAUGUUUGUAUUGCAUAUUUUUUGGGAAGCGAACUAGUGACUUUUUAAAAAAAAAAUGUUAUGGCAAACCAUUGUACGAUGGGAAAAAAAAAAUCUCACCACUUUGAAACAAAAAGGUGAAAAAUAACCAACGUACCAAGUUCCUGUGUGUUUUAUUUUUUCAAAUAAGGAAAAAAUAAAAAAAAACUUGUAUACCAUCACCCAAAGCUCUGUGCAAUAGAAGAUUCUAGUGAUGUAGGUGUAGGGGAUCAAGGAGGGUGUCAGUCAGUAGUCAAAACGCAAAACGAUACUGGUUUCUCCUCAGGAGAAAUGGUUACAUUAGGCUAGGAGCAAAACAAAACAAAAAAGUCAAGUUAUAAGAUUUUUAAACAAAACCUGAUGAUAAACAUCAAUUGCUUCCUCACCAGAACUGUCUUGUCUACAUCUGGUUUUUUUUGACCUUCCACAAUGACAGUUCUUCACAAUUCCUUUAAUCUUUUUUUUUUUAAAUAUUUUUUUAUUGCCUAAGGGCCGUGAUGUAUAUAGAAGUUGUACAUUAAACAUACCCUCAUUUUUUUUUUUUUAGUACAAAGUUUUUAGUUUCUUUUUCAUGAUGUGGUAUCUACAAAGUGAUAGUAGAAUUAUUUUUUCUUUCAUUUGGGCCAUAUCUCCAAAAAAUAAUAAAAAAAAAUGAAAAAAGAAAAAACCCAACACAGAAAACCAACAACUGAGGGUAAUGUACAAGUUUCUGUAUGUAUAAAGUCAUGCUCUAUUUCGGGAGAGCAGCCGAUCACAAUUUGCUUUAUAAAUCAAGGUGUGGAAAUGGUUACGUAUGGAUUGAUUUAAGAAAAUGGUUACCAGUCUACAGUCAAAAAAAUAUAUACAGGAAAAAAAAAAAAGGAAGAAACACAACUUCAAAGAUUUUUCAGUGACAAGAAUCUGCAUUUGUAUUUCAAGAUAAUGUAGUUAAAAAAAGAAAAAACUUGAUGUAAAUUCCUCCUUUUCCUCUGGCUUAAUGAAUUUCAUUUAUUCAGUAUAAAAUCUUUAUAUGUUCCACAUGUUAAGAAUAAAUGUACAUUAAAUCUUGUUAAGCACUGUGA
This is a messenger RNA of Phalacrocorax carbo (great cormorant), 9147 nucleotides long. Lineage: Eukaryota; Metazoa; Chordata; Aves; Suliformes; Phalacrocoracidae. The record is from RefSeq and is a predicted model, not a curated record.